AUGUCAAUUUUAAAAGUCAUUAUUCUUUGUAUAAUAAUCUAUUGUACAGAAAGUACUGUGUAUGAUAUUACCACUUCAACUUUGAAUUGGCAAUCUAUUCUAAAUAAUUUAAAACCUGGUGAUAUUGUCACCAUUCAUCAGGGUACUUAUACGACGGCAGGUUCUGGAUAUUUUCAAUUAAUAUUGAAUGGUCAAUUAACACAACCGAUUAUUAUUCAAGGUGCACCAAAUGAAGCUCGUCCAAUUAUAGCGAAUCCAAAAACUGGUUUAGAUGCUCAGAAUAUUCUUAAUAUUCAAGGAUCUAAUUUUAUGCUAAAACAUUUAGCGUUUACUAAAGGUUCGAGAGGCAUACGUAUAGGACCAGCUGUUACAUUCAAUGCAGUAUUCGAUGAUCUUUAUAUUUAUGAUACUGGAAGUACGGCAUUUACAGCAAACGAUGCUGGAAAUGAAUACUAUAAUCUUACAUUGAGAAAUACUGAAAUCAGAAAUACAAGUGCUCUUGCAACAAUGGGUGGAUGUGUUUAUUUUGGUUGUGUGAAUGAUUUGUGUCGUGUACGGGAUUCUCUUCUUGAACAUAACUAUUGUCAUGAUACUCUCGGCUUACAAGAAGGAUAUCGACCUGGAUUUCAAGUUAAAGUACCAUUAUAG
Rotaria sp. Silwood2 is the source of this 648-nucleotide messenger RNA. Lineage: Eukaryota; Metazoa; Rotifera; Eurotatoria; Philodinida; Philodinidae. The record is from the annotation of a GenBank genome assembly.